Osmerus eperlanus (European smelt) is the source of this 1281-nucleotide messenger RNA. It is a transcript of the gene gpx3, whose product is annotated as glutathione peroxidase 3. NCBI's taxonomy places the organism in Eukaryota, Metazoa, Chordata, Actinopteri, Osmeriformes, Osmeridae. The transcript is spliced from 6 exons. The record is from RefSeq and is a predicted model, not a curated record. Gene Ontology annotation, molecular function: glutathione peroxidase activity. Gene Ontology annotation, biological process: response to oxidative stress.
AGUCAUCCGUGCGCCAGUGGAGUCGGUCAAUUACUGAUGCACAGAGGAGGCAGGCAAAUCUUAAAUAGCAUUGAAUAUGGGGCGUAAGGAGGGCUCAUGGAUCCUACCGUUGGUUCUGGUGGGUUUGUUACAACCUUGUUUUGGCGAAUCGUUAAAAGAGAUCAGGUCUGCACAGGCACACUAGCAGUGGAACGGCGAAGAGCAAAUCAAUGUGUUGACUGCACGUGUGGCCUUUUUAUUGAUUUAACCUGUGAGGUCUGUGACCCAUCUAUUCAUGGAACCAUCUACAACUACAAAGCAAACACAUUGAACGGGACUCGUACCGUGUCCUUCAGCGAGUACAAAGGGAAGACUGUCCUCUUUGUCAACGUGGCCAGUUACUGAGGGCUAACCUUCCAGUACUUGGAGUUGAAUGCACUACACCAGGAACUGAAGGAUUAUGGCUUCACCAUCCUAGGCUUUCCCUGCAAUCAGUUUGGCUUACAAGAACCAGGGAAAAGUCAUGAAAUUUUGCCAACUUUAAAGCAUGUUAGACCGGGCAAUGGAUUUGUUCCAAACUUCCUGUUGUUGGAGAGAGGCGAUGUGAAUGGUGAAGAUGAACAGAGUGUCUACACUUUCCUAAAGGCGUCCUGCCCUCCAGUAGGGGACAGCUUCGGGAACCCAACCAACCGGCUCUUCUGGGACACCCUGAAGAUAAGCGACAUCAAGUGGAACUUUGAGAAGUUCCUAGUGGGCCCAGACGGGAAGCCUGUGAUGAGAUGGUAUCCCAGGGUAAAUGUGUCCGAAGUCCGGACUGACAUCUUCAAAUACUUCCGCCAACUCCUCUCACAGCAGAACUUCAACUAAAGGAUACAGGACCAGAACUGGGAAUGUGUGAAGUGUGUACACCUCCCUCCCCGAAUGUUACGUGGGCACUAUACUUUGAUCUUUGUCAAAACCGUUUCUUUUUUACCUUCCUAAACUAGGAUAAAACCUUAAAACUAUACUGUAUGUUUGUCGUGCAGCACAACAAAGUGAACCUAGCAGCUGCUUCUUGUCAUAUCACUGCAGGUGGCAGGUAACAGAUGUAGGUCCUAGUAGUCUGCAUGCUGUAUGACGGUGGGGCUUGAAAACAGUUCUUCUGUGGUGCCUUGCCCGAGUUUAGGAUCCAGGUGAGCUUGUUAGUGCAUUCAGGCUCUCUGUGGGAUCCCGAAGCCAUGCCACCUUCUACAGACACUCCUGUUACCUGUUACACAGUAUAUGCUUAUUACACUUAAUAAAUCAUGAAAUCACAAAAACAAA